Messenger RNA from Pogoniulus pusillus (Red-fronted tinkerbird), 3207 nucleotides. RefSeq names its product RIO kinase 3 (gene RIOK3). The record is from RefSeq and is a predicted model, not a curated record. The transcript is spliced from 13 exons. NCBI's taxonomy places the organism in Eukaryota, Metazoa, Chordata, Aves, Piciformes, Lybiidae. Gene Ontology annotation, biological process: protein phosphorylation. Bases 503 to 2047 code for a protein of 514 amino acids. Gene Ontology annotation, molecular function: protein serine/threonine kinase activity; ATP binding.
GUCACGGAAACCGGGCGGGAACCAGGAAGGCUUCUCAGUCGGAGUGUCGCCGCUCUGGGGACGGGCCCUGCUGCUGCUGCUGCUCUCGCUGCCCAGAGAAGAGGCUCUGCCGCCGUUCAGAGGCUCCAUCGCCGCUCUCGCUGCCCAGAGAGAGGCUCUGCCGCCGUUCAGAGGCCACAUCGCCGCUCUCGCUGCCCAGAGAAGAGGCUCUGCCGCCGUUCAGAGGCUCCAUCGCCGCUCUCGCUGCCCAGAGAGAGGCUCUGCCGCCGUUCAGAGGCUCCAUCGCCGCUCUCGCUGCCCAGAGAGAGGCUCUGCCGCCGUUCAGAGGCCACAUCGCCGCUCUCGCUGCCCAGAGAAGAGGCUCUGCCGCUGUUCAGAGGCCACAUCGCCGCUCUCGCUGCCCGGAGAAGAGGCUCUGCCGCUGUUCAGAGGCCCCAUCGCCGCUCUCGCUGCCCUGAGGAAAGCCGCCGCUGUCGCCGCCCGCCCGCCCUUGUAUGCGCAGAUGGACCCGGUGGAAGUCGCUGCCGCUGCCGACGCCGGGCCGGGCCCCGCCUGGCAGAGCAAGUGCCCUUGGGGAGCCCCUAACACAGCUGCCACCUCAUGUUCCCUUGCCGAUGUCAUGAGUGAACAGCUGGCCAAAGAGCUGCAGCUGGAAGAAGAAAAUGCUGCUUUUCCUGAAGUGGCUGCUGUUGCAGAGGGACCAUUCAUUACAGGAGAAAAUACUGACACCUCCAGUGACCUGAUGCUAGCUCAGAUGCUGCAGAUGGAAUUUGACAGGGAAUAUGAUGCACAGCUUCGGCGUGAAGAGAAGAAGAUCAAUGGGGAUAGCAAAGUCUCCAUAUCCUUUGAAAACUAUCGGAAGGUGCAUCCCUAUGACAGCGACAGCUCCGAGGAUGAGGUUGAUUGGCAGGACACUCGGCAUGACCCCUACAGAGCAGAUAAACCUACUACUACACCAAGAAAGGGCUUCAUAGGCAAAGGAAAAGACAUCACUACUAAACAUGAUGAAGUGGUGUGUGGAAGAAAGAAUACUGCUCGCAUGGAAAAUUUUGCACCUGAAUUCCAAGUUGGAGAUGGGAUUGGGAUGGACCUGAAGCUGUCAAAUCAAGUCUUCAAUGCCUUAAAGCAGCAUGCCUACUCUGAGGAACGACGGAGUGCCAGGCUCCAUGAAAAGAAGGAGCACUCCACUGCUGAGAAAGCAGUGGAUCCUAAAACACGUUUACUGCUUUACAAGAUGGUCAAUGGUGGGAUGCUGGAGACCAUCACAGGCUGCAUCAGCACAGGGAAAGAAUCUGUUGUGUUUCACGCCUAUGGAGGCAGCACAGCUGAAGACAAGGUGAUACCUGCAGAGUGUGCCAUCAAGGUGUUUAAAACCACCCUCAAUGAGUUCAAGAACCGGGACAAGUACAUCAAGGAUGACUACAGGUUUAAGGACCGCUUCAGCAAGCUGAACCCACGCAAGGUUAUUCGCAUGUGGGCUGAGAAGGAGAUGCAUAACUUAACAAGAAUGCAGAAUGCAGGAAUUCCUUGUCCUCAAGUGGUUAUCCUUAAGAAACACAUCUUGGUUAUGUCCUUCAUUGGCCAGGAUCAAGUGCCAGCUCCCAAGCUCAAGGAUGUGACACUCAGCAGUGAAGAUAUGAAAAAGGCCUACUAUCAGAUUCUUCAUAUGAUGCAGCAGCUGUAUAAGGAGUGCAGCCUGGUCCAUGCAGAUCUGAGUGAAUAUAACAUGCUGUGGCAUGAUGGGAAGGUCUGGCUUAUUGAUGUCAGUCAGUCUGUGGAGCCAACCCAUCCUCAUGGACUUGAGUUUUUGUUCCGAGACUGUAAGAAUGUUUCCCAGUUCUUCCAGAAAGCAGGGGUGGCAGAAACACUGAACGAGCGGGAGCUGUUCAACGCUGUCUCGGGUUUACAGAUCACAGCUGACAACGAAGUAGACUUCCAAGCAGAGAUUGAAGCCCUGGAGAAGAUGAACGAAGAUCAUGUGCAGAACCACGGAAAGAAGCUGUCAAUGUUUUCAAGUGAUGGAGACCCCCCUAUAUAUGAUGAAUAGCACUGAGUGUGUAGCUGCUAACAGAACAAAACCCAGAUGUACUGCUUCUAACUAUGUUGGUGCAGUGGUAAAUGUCAACUACCAAUGUCAGGAGGGAGUGGUUGACUGGCAACACCACACUGAACACACAGCGAGUAUACAGUGAUGCCUCAGUGGCUUUUUAACUUGGCCCACAGGUCCGGCUGGCACUGUGAGAACAGACUGACACUACCUCUUCAGACGGUCUGCCAAUGGCACCAGUUGCCCACUUACCUUUAACUAAUGUAGCUAAGGUGGUCAUAUUUUGCAUGAUUCAGAGCUUAGAUCCUUUAGGUUUCAAAAUACUUUCAAAUCCCCCAGCUCAGCUAAAGCAUUUAGUGGGAAAGCACAGAAGGAGAGCCCUUCUCUUACUCAUUGGUGUAUGGAUGGAUGUGAUGCCAGUGAACCUUUCACCCUUCUCCACCGAGGGCAUAAAUGCAAACCAUGUGCUGAAAUCACACAAAAAUGUGGAUUUAGCAGAGCAGUUUAGUUAGGUAUGCACAAGUCUGGACCUUUUCAUUGGAAGCCCAUGGAAUGUAGCUGUAUAUAAAACAGAUUUCAGUCCCAACAGCAGAGGACUGCUUUGGCCCUCAGGAAAGCCUGGGGGCUGCAUCCAAGUUGCCUGAUAAUCGAUUAAGUUCAGUUAGGUUCACUCAACAUAAAAAUGGUUCCAAAAACUUGGUGCAAGCUGCACAUUCUCUAAACCAAUCCUAUUUUUUGAUCUGGGUAGAGCAUCAAACAUUCUCACCCCAGUCAGGCUGUGAAAGCUAAAUCUUGAUCAGCAUUAUUUCUAGCCAAGGUUUUCUGCCACAAAACCACUUAGAUUUGUCAUCUUCUCAUGCUUUUAACCUCAGCCUUUUUAGUUUAGCAAGUCCUAAAACUCUACUGCUGCUUCCCACCAACUCGAGACAUGCAAGAUGAGCUGAUGCAGUGUGUGUGGGGUGUGCUUUGGAAUGAAGAAAUCCUGAUCUUUUGUUAUCUCGAUUGCUCUCUCUGCUGCUGCUCUUUAUCAGGCAGGAUAUAGUGGUGCUGAGACAUUCUCACAGUGUGCUCUCAAGUGAUUGUGUUUUUCUAAAAGCAUCUUGCUUCUGUUGGAAAAUGGGUGGUGAAUGAAGUAAAAACUGCAGAGGUUUUUGGUGAUA